Propithecus coquereli (Coquerel's sifaka) is the source of this 1176-nucleotide messenger RNA. It is a transcript of the gene ZNF688, whose product is annotated as zinc finger protein 688. Lineage: Eukaryota; Metazoa; Chordata; Mammalia; Primates; Indriidae. The record is from RefSeq and is a predicted model, not a curated record. The transcript is spliced from 3 exons. Bases 135 to 965 code for a protein of 276 amino acids. Gene Ontology annotation, biological process: regulation of DNA-templated transcription.
UGCAUUUGGACGCCAAGGCUGGGCGGGGCCCGAGCCUGGGCAACCCUUCCUGUGGACGACGAAAGCUGAGGCCGGGAGCGGGGAGGCGGUGGCCCCGGGGACCAGGCGGCCUCUGCUCGGGGCUGGAAGGCCCCAUGGCGCCGCCCCCAGCCCCGCUUCUGGCGCCGAGACCCGGGGAGACCCGGCCUGGUUGCAGGAAGCCUGGGGCCGUGAGAUUCGCGGACGUGGCCGUGUACUUCUCCCCGGAGGAGUGGGGGUGUCUGCGGCCCGCGCAGAGGGCCCUGUACCGGGACGUGAUGCGGGAGACCUACGGCCACCUGGGCGCGCUCGGAUUCCCGGGCCCCAAACCAGCCCUCAUCUCUUGGAUGGAACAGGAGAGCGAGGCUUGGAGCCCCGCCGCCCAGGAUCCUGAGGAGGGGGAGAGCCUGGGAGGAGCUCGGAGAGGAGAUGCCCCAGACAAGAAGGAAGAGGCACCCAAGGAAGGGCCAAGAGCUGGAGGACCUGGAAAGACCCCUGGAAAGGAGCAGCCUGAGGAGAAAGUUAAACACACGCCUGAGUGUACUGUCAGCGGGGCUUCGGCAAGAGCACAGCCACCCACAAAAGCUGCCUGGGACCAGAUCACAGGUGCGCAGCCCACUGUCCCUGUGCCUAGCAUGGAUGCCCAGGCCAGCCAGCGGCGACACGUGUGUGCAGACUGCGGCCGCCGCUUCACCUACCCUUCGCUGCUGGUCAGUCACCGGCGCAUGCACUCGGGCGAGCGGCCCUUCCCCUGCCCCGAGUGCGGCAUGCGCUUCAAGAGGAAGUUCGCUGUGGAAGCGCACCAGUGGAUCCACCGCUCCUGCUCCGGGGGGCGGCGGGGCCGGAGGCCUGGGAUCCGGGCUGUACCUCGGGCCCCAGUCCGAGGUGACCGUGACCCACCUGUGCUCUUCCGGCACUACCCGGACAUCUUUGAGGAGUGCGGCUGAGCGGCUCCCACGGGCUGGAGUUGAGCCUGACCUUGGCACUAAGGACGGACUGACUGAGCCCUCAGGUAGGCUCCUGAGUCAGGGACUUGGGGACUGAAAUUCUUCCCUUGGGCUUUCCGCAAGGAUCCCUCAAGUUUCCAACUUGUAAAAAGAGAAGUGCCUGUAAAGAUUCCAAUAGAUUAAACUUGCCCCCCUCUCCCCAGUCUUUUGU